Molecule: messenger RNA, 1127 nt
Organism: Dama dama (fallow deer)
Lineage: Eukaryota; Metazoa; Chordata; Mammalia; Artiodactyla; Cervidae
Gene: DMAC1
Product: distal membrane arm assembly component 1
Exons: 3
Coding region: 51-356 (101 amino acids)
Source: RefSeq, a predicted model, not a curated record
UUACGUCAGUUCAUGGGACCCGACUUGGGGCUGACGCUGAUUUCCUUAACAUGGGCUCUUUCGUUUCACAGCCCCUUGACCCUGUCAAGUUCGUUGCGCCUCCCGAGGCCACCUCCACCGCUAAGCCCGCACAGGUCACUGCACCCGGAGCGCCAGCCUCUCCAGCGCAAGCCCCUCUAUUUAAUAACUGCUGGAGCUGUCGCGUGCUCUCCGGGUCGGGGCUGAUAGGGGCAGGCGGGUAUGUGUACUGGAUGGCGCGGAAGCCCAUGAAGCUGGGAUAUCCCCCGGGUCCUGGGACUAUUGCGCAGAUGAUCUUCGGCAUCAGUUGUGGAGAAAGCCUGAGUGAGGGCACUUGACCUUUGGCUUUGAAGGCAUUGCUUGCUGGGGUGUGGUCAUCCUGUCAGACCCCAAAGGGAAGGCCUUCCGCACUGGAUGACAGUACCACCCGUGAAUCUGCCGUCUCCCCACGUCCCCACGUCACACAGAGCAAGCAUGGCAGUUAUAGAUGUUCCGGACAGAAACACGGACAUUGACAGACUUCAGUCAUGCAGAUACUACAUGACUGAAAAGACAAACAUGGAUUGUCAUUCAUGGGCCAUGACUGUUUAUGGCCUUCUUUGCAGGUUCCACAGGGACCAAUAAAUCCCUGAGAGAAGAGAAGAGGUUCUGUGUCUUAUUUGAGGAAGGACGGUAUAAUUGUAAAUAUAUAUAUAGAGAGAGGAAGUGAUAAACUAAAUGGGAAAGUUAGCUAAAGUUAUUUUCAAUAGUUCUUUUUUUUAUCAUACUUCUCCUAUAAUUGGCUCAGCACCUACUAUCCUGGAUAGGUAUCAUAUAAUACACAGAAGUACAUAAAAAAUGUAUUUGCAUACUGCUCAUACUUCCCAAAGCAUUGUCAGAUCCAUGACCUUUUGAGAGUUUACCAGCUACUCUGAGGAGGUUAUGUCAUUGGUGGUAAGUGAACAUUAAAAAACAGAGUCCUAGUGAUAUGCCCAGGCUCAUUCAGCGAUGGGUGUUCGGACUUGUUCUUGUCUUUCAGAAGUAGGAUUGUUCCCAGGAAGCAAGAAUUAUGUUUAUGAAACAAUUGGAUAAGCAUAAAAAUCAUAAAAUAAAAAGCUUAAGUACCAAAA